UGCUUAAUUAUUAGCAAAUUAAUCAUAUUAAGCAAUAAAAGUUAAUCACAAUUUACAUUUCCCUUAAUUUCCAUAAUUCCAUAACUUUGUAAACUGUACAUUAUACGAUGGGUGAAAUAGUUGAACUUUCUCCAAGUGAGCAACCUUUCACUGUCGUUGAAGUUGUGGAAGUCGAUGAAAACAAGUCCACUUCAUGUUUUUCGAAAUUGUGUAAUUGUUCCUGCUGUUGCGCAUGUUGUGGAAAUCAGGAAAUUCGUAAUGCUCGUAAAGACCUGAGCGCAAUAAUUACCGAUUGGGUUACCGACGCUUCAGUGGCGACGUACCACAUAUUGAUGAGAAAUGAUCUCACUGCUGGGAUCCUUACGUACGCCAUAGUAUUCAAUGCAGGGCUCAUCAUCACUUUCACCAACUUUUGUCCAGGCAAAAAUUACAAAAACGAAGUGAAGCUGAUGAGAUCUGAAAUUUGGAAAAUGAGUAAAUUUUACGGCGUCCUUAUGUACAUCCCUUCCUUCUUUCCCAUCUGCAGUGCAAAACUUCGCCUAGAAUUUGCAAAACGGUUAAGAAAUUGCGAACUUCAAGGAAAAAAUAAAAGCUUGGACGAAAUAAAAGAACUUUCCGAGAAAAUGGAGCUGUUUAAAGAGAAAGCGUUAUGGGAUAGUUGUUGUGAAGCGUUUUUUGAAGCAUUUCCUCAAGCAGUGUUGCAAAUUGUGGUAAUUCUCCGACCAAGCACGUCCCCUUUUAAAUAUAUUCCGAUGCUAACCGUUUUUUGGGGAUUAUAUGGAAUAACCGGGGCACCAAUUCAAGUUCUUGCUGUCCGACAUAAAACCAUGUCCUGGAAUUUGUUGGACAAACUUGCGGCAUACGGAAGUAACGCACUCCGAGUCUUAUCCAGCGCUCUAUUUAUCGACGCAAUUUUGACUUUCACCAACAGUGUGAACGCAUCACGGUUAAUUAAUACCCUGUGGAUAACGUUCGCAGCCGUAAUAAUAUUUGGACUUAUGGCUGGACUUUACAUAAUAAAAUAUGAAGUUGACACUUUUCUUCAGAAAUCGACAACAACGACAAAGAGCAAUAAUUCCGCUGGAGAUUGUGAAAAUAUUGCCCCCGUCACAGUGUCAACUUUUCGCAAAAAAUGUCCCGAUACAAUCAUCAGUAUUUUAGGUUUGGUAAUAACCAUUUUAAGCUUUUACUUUUGGAUAUCCUCCAAAAUCUAUCCGCUCGGCGUCCUCUUUUAUGAUACCGCUGUAGUUUUUGGAUGUUAUAUCGUGCUAAUGGUACUGACCUGUCUUGGGGUCGCUUUUGGACGGCAAAAGUUGGCCAUGUAUCAUGAAAUCGUGGCAGAUAUUCCGGUAUCUGCUUAUCGGGGGAUAAAAAGCUGGGUGGGGAAUAUUUUGAGAAAAUUAUUUUGUUCGUGCAGAUAAAUUUUCCAACAUUUUGACAAUAAAUCUAUGUAAUUUUGCAUAAAAAUGAAAACAAAUUCCCUAAUUCAUUACAUACUAAAUCUCCAUAAACUCCAGUAUGCAUAUUACAUAAUCAGCAACAUACAUAAGUUGAA
Folsomia candida is the source of this 1555-nucleotide messenger RNA. RefSeq lists its product as uncharacterized. The transcript is spliced from 4 exons. The record is from RefSeq and is a predicted model, not a curated record. Lineage: Eukaryota; Metazoa; Arthropoda; Collembola; Entomobryomorpha; Isotomidae. Bases 108 to 1421 code for a protein of 437 amino acids.